Lycium barbarum (goji berry) is the source of this 1593-nucleotide messenger RNA. RefSeq names its product 2-oxoglutarate-dependent dioxygenase 21, chloroplastic-like. The record is from RefSeq and is a predicted model, not a curated record. Lineage: Eukaryota; Viridiplantae; Streptophyta; Magnoliopsida; Solanales; Solanaceae. Bases 33 to 1112 code for a protein of 359 amino acids. The transcript has 3 exons.
UCAACAAUUCAUCUUUCCUUGUAGUUGUUAAUAUGGAUGGGAUUUUUAAUAUGGAUGGGGAAAAUGAAAGCUCUAGCUCAUUUCCUAUAGGAAAGACUCCACAAGAGAAAGGGAUGUCACAUGUUCCCAAGUGUUACAUGGUGUCAUCUUCACAGAGGCCCAAUUUGAAUAAUCCAGAGGUUGCUAGAGUCCCUUUGGUUGAUUUGGCUGGGAUGAAUGAUGAUUCCGAGAGGAGAUCAAUAAUCAUCCAGGAUAUUGCAGAGGCUUGCCGCCGCAAUGGUUUCUUUCAGGUAAUCAACCAUGGAAUAUCCCAGGAAAUACUAGAUGCAGCAAUUUCAGCCGCCUUUGGUUUCUUUGACCUGCCAACUGAAGACAAAGAAAAAUUUAUGUCAAAUGACGUGUUCAAACCUGUCCGAUAUGGUACAAGCUUGAGGGAUGGUGAAGACAAGGUUCAGUUCUGGAGAGUCUUCCUCAAACAUUAUGCAAAUCCUUUAAGUGAUUGGAUUAAACUGUGGCCUCAAAACCCGCCUGAUUAUAGGCAGAAGAUGGGUAACUAUGCAGAGGAAGAACAAAAAUUGGCCAUGAACAUCAUUGGUCUAAUCACUGAAGGCCUAGGACUUGGUCCAACAUAUCUAAGCAAAAAAUGGGAAGAAGGGGUGAAUGUAAUGGCAGUGAAUUCUUAUCCUCCAUGUCCUCAACCAAGCCUUGCACUAGGAUUGCCACCACAUUCAGAUUACAGUAUCCUAACAAUUGUCCUUCAGAGUUCAUUAGGCCUUGAAAUUUUGGACAGUGAAGAUGGACAAUGGAGGGUCGUCCCACACCUUAAGGGUACCCUUGAAGUCCAUGUGGGUGACCAUUUAGAAGUACUAAGCAAUGGUUUGUAUAAAAGUGCGGUACAUAGAGUUACCCUCAACUCUGAGAAGGCUAGAGUUUCAGUUGCUAGCUUGCAUAGUUUGGGAAUGGAUGAGAAAAUUGAUACAGCUAAAGAGCUAGUGGAUGAAGAGCAUCCAAAGGGUUAUAAAGAAAGCAGCUUCACAGAUUUUCUCAAAUUCUUGUCUGAAAAUGAUCUUGGACAAGGGAAGAGGUUCCUCAUGACAAUCAAGAACAACUAGUUUUGUGUUUUUUCGCUGGCUUUUUAGGUAGUACCACAAAUAUAAUAAAGUUAGGUCCAAAUCCUUUUGGGAUUAUAUUUCAUUUUGAGGAUUGUGCAUUUUUUUUUUUUCCGGUGUCUUCUUUUUGGGGUGGUAAAUCUAUAUGUUUUACCUCUUUUCUUUGUCAUGACACUGAUGUGAGUUCUUUCCAGUCCUAUAAUAUAAUGGUGUUUUUUUUUUAUUUAUCUCUCUGCCGGCAGCUCAAUAGUUAAUCGCAGGAAAUUAUUCUAUGUGUAUGUUAAAUAUUAUGUAUUGUUAUAUCUAUUAUAAAAGUAUGAAACUCGAACACGAAAUGUUGAUUAUCGAUCCUUUAAAAAUAAAUUUCAUAUUGAAUAAAAUUAUAAUUUUAUUAUUAUUAUUUUGGUCGAAAUGAAAAAUGUUAUUCAACCAAAUAAAGAGUUACACACAACUAGCUCAAAUUAACUCUCUAGCUAGAUCAUAC